Prorocentrum cordatum is the source of this 626-nucleotide messenger RNA. Lineage: Eukaryota; Dinophyceae; Prorocentrales; Prorocentraceae. The record is from the annotation of a GenBank genome assembly.
GCACAGAUCACGGCGCCUGGCGUCGGCAUCUCGGACGACGUCGAGCUGGCGUGGACCAACAUGAUGAAGCAGCACUUCAUGUCGGACGACUUGAAGCAGCUCCACAAGAUGGGCAACAUCUCGCACGGUGAGAGCGUCGGCGAACCCGAGGACUUUGGCCCCAAGAUGGUCAUCAAGAGUGAGGAGGAGGCCAAGGAGUUCGAGUUCUGGACGAACAUGAGCUCCUUGAAUUUCAAGGUCAACACUGAUGGUGGUCGAGGGAAUCCGGUGGCGGGGAGGUGGCAAAGAGCGCUGGACGGCGACGAGAACCUCAGGCAGCGCUACGAAGCGACCGUCGGGAGGAAGAAGAGGCAGGACUUCAGGAGGGACUGGUGCAAGGCCAAGUACGACGACUACAUGAUCGAGCACUCACGGACGACAGAGGAGGUACGCAAGCAGUGGAAGAACAGUCGAUACUUGCCCAUCGGGCGCAUCGCAGCAUCUAAGUAUUUCUGGAAAUGCAUGGGUCUCGGAGCUCCAUGGAUCAAAUGGGAUGAUAUGACAGAGAGCCUUCGGGCUCUCUACGUCGAGACGGGGCUGACGGAGCUCUUCACGGAGACGUGGCGCACCCACGAGAAGUGGGUCCA